Molecule: messenger RNA, 891 nt
Organism: Didymodactylos carnosus
Lineage: Eukaryota; Metazoa; Rotifera; Eurotatoria; Philodinida; Philodinidae
Source: the annotation of a GenBank genome assembly
AUGUCUUUAUUAAAUGGUAAAAAAUUGUUGGAAACAAUCCCAUAUAAUCACAAUGAAACACGUCUACUAAAAUUUCGUGACAUCGUCAAUAAAUAUGAAAUUAAUCAUGACUUUGCUCUUCGAAUACGUGGUCUCGAAGGAUUUGAAAUCGUUUUGAUUUGUGAUGAUAGUGGGUCAAUGUCAACACCUGUUAUUGAUACCACAAAUAAAUCAUCGUCUCCAUUUCAUCAAUUUCCAUCUCGUUGGGACGAAUUGAAACAUACGGUAUCAAUUGUCGUUGAUUUAGCCGCUACCCUCGAUCCGGACGGCGUUGAUAUCUAUUUUCUUAAUCGUCAACCGAUGUUGAGUGUUAAACAAUCAUCUGAACUUCAAGAACAUUUUGCUAUGAGACCACACGGUCUAACGCCAAUAACAAAAAUUUUAAGCUACGUACUUGAACAGAAACGAUCACAGAUCUAUGAUCGAAAAUUAUUAAUUUUAAUAGCAACAGAUGGUUUACCAACAGAUGAACAAGGAGCAAUUGAUCUUAUUAAUUUAGAAGACUGUUUAAAAAAUGAUCGUGGCAAAGAAAUUGAUCGUAUUUAUAUCACGUUUAUUGCGUGUACAAAUGAUUUAAAUUCAGUGGGAUAUUUGAAUGAAUGGGAUAAAAAAAUAAAAAAUAUAGAUGUUGUCGAUGACUAUGUUAGUGAAAGAAAUGAAAUAUGGGCUGUUCAAGGGAAAAAAUUUCCAUUCUCCUACGGUGAUUACGUUGUCAAGUUGUUAAUGGGAGCGGUUGAUCCAUGGUUUGAUCAACUAGAUGAGAAAAAAGUAAAAUUAACAGAGACGAAACCAUUAGACAAUGUCGAUAGGCGAAAAUCAUUAUUGGCAAAAAAAAAUUGUACAAUUUCCUAA